Molecule: messenger RNA, 738 nt
Organism: Pistacia vera
Lineage: Eukaryota; Viridiplantae; Streptophyta; Magnoliopsida; Sapindales; Anacardiaceae
Exons: 2
Coding region: 1-738 (245 amino acids)
Source: RefSeq, a predicted model, not a curated record
AUGUCCAACCCACAAACCUCUCUCCACCACCACCACCACCACCUGCCGCCUCUCAUUAGCCGCAACCGCGAGUACCACAAAGGCAACUGGACAAUCCAAGAAACUCUCAUCCUUAUAACUGCCAAGAAACUUAGCACUGAACACCUGCGUACCACCGCCAACCUCCGCUGGAAUUGGGUGGAGAACUACUGCUGGGCUCACGGCUGCCGCCAUAGCCAGAAUCAAUGCAAUGACAAAUGGGAUAACUUGCUUCGUGACUAUAAGAAACUCAGUACCCACCAACAGUCAUACUGGCAAAUGGACAAGCACCAGCGGAAACUUCAUAAUCUUCCUUCUAAUAUGUCCCAAGAAGUUUUUCAAGCACUUAAUGAGGUUGUUCAAAGGAGACAUAGAAAUGCAUCUCCACAACAAUUGACCUUCCGGCCAUAUCCUCCGGCACCGGUGGGUGGUUCUGGGACCCAUGUUUCAGGUGAGAAAAGCGACUCCAAUUCAAAGAGGAGAAGAGUUAAAAAUAUAAGCUCCAGCAUCGUUCGUAGUGCUUCAAAAUUGGCUCAAACCCUUAAAAGAUGCGACGAAAUGAAAGAGAAACGACACCAACUAUUCAUGGAGAUCGAACAACAUAGGCUGCAAAUUGAAGAAACUAGAAAUGAAGUUGAACGCCAAGAAAUCGCCAACUUUGUUGAGGCCAUUAACAAUCUUUCUGAUUCUAUUCACUCAAUUAUUUCCGAUUAUAAUUGA